UUGCAGGAAUGACAUAUGCUCUAACAUUUGCAAUUAUCAUUGGUAUAUCAAUAUCUAUAAGUAGUAUUAUGGCAAAAACGAAAAGCGUUGGAGUAACAGGAACUGUUAUCUGUGAUGGAGAACCAGUAAAUGAUGGCGAAGUUGAGCUUCAUAGCGAAAGAUAUGCCGGAAAUUUAAUUGCGAAGACAAAAACGGAUACGAAAGGACGAUUCACAAUCAAAGGAAGUUCGAAAACGGAUAGGUUCGAUCCACAGUUCAUUAUCAGCCACAAGUGUCGUGUAAAGCCAUGUACACGCAGAUUAGUCCUACGUAUUCCUGAGAAGUAUUCCGUAUCCGGUUCAAACCCGCGUGAGAUGUACGACAUUGGUGUUAUUGAUCUGAAAAGGAAGUUUCCCACCGAAACGAAAACAUGUCCAGCAUAAGACUUUCAACCAUCAGAAAUAUAUUUCAUAUAAAAUUUCAUGCAUAUGCAAAAAUCUUAUGAUAUUUAGCCAGAGCAAAACUAAUUAAAGAAAUAAAAGUAUGCAAAUAAAUGCAAGUGAUACUUGCCAAAUUUAGCGGUUUCAAGGCCAAAUGAAAGCCAAUUAUUUGACUUGGUGUAACCAGAAAGUCGUAAUCAGAAGCUUUCAUAUAUACGACUAACAAUAAAUAUUCGAUAUGUGCAAAACUAAUAACAAUAAACGGUGAAACUUAUAUGAAUGGAUUAUUAAGUCUAAUAUUCCAACAUUGCCUGCCAUCAACAUUUCAUAUAAGAAAAGCAAAAUAUGAAAAUAUUUAAGCUUCGUUAAAAAUAUUUGUAACAAUAUCAACUUUUCGCAGUAUGGUAGAAACGUAACAGGAAGAGCAAAGUACUGAAAACUUUGUUAGGAAAUGAGCAGUAAAUAGAAUUCGUAAUUUUUUUUUACAUCCUUUCAAUUUUCCAUUAUUCUGCCUCUUUAUCCCGAUUAAAAA
Molecule: messenger RNA, 951 nt
Organism: Loa loa (African eye worm)
Lineage: Eukaryota; Metazoa; Nematoda; Chromadorea; Rhabditida; Onchocercidae
Exons: 3
Coding region: 9-422 (137 amino acids)
Cellular component (GO): cell surface
Source: RefSeq, a predicted model, not a curated record